AUGAUUUUAAAAUCAAUUUUCAAAAAAAUAAUUGAAUAUGAUCCUUAAGUAGAUUUCUUUUCUCAAAGAAACUAAAUAGAAAAUUCAGGUAAAUAAAUUAAUAUAAAAACUCAAAAUAUAAGAAGUAUAAAUCAAAUAAUUUUAAAUAAGAAUAAAUAAAUAAAAUACAAAUCGAAAUAUAAACAACAAAAGCAGAACCAAGCUUUUCGCAGACCAAAUAUAGUGAUUAAUUUUUUGAUUUGACUGAUGAAAAAAAUAUUUAAACAUAUGAAAGAUUCGUCUAAAAAAUAAUUGGUAAAAAGAAUUAUGUAUAAGCUAUAUUGUUAAAAUCAGAUAAUUUUUUUAAAUAUUCCAAAUAUAAUUCUGAUUAAAAAUGUAGUAAUUAUAUUAAAAAAGCAAUAUAAUCUUAA
Molecule: messenger RNA, 410 nt
Organism: Ichthyophthirius multifiliis
Lineage: Eukaryota; Ciliophora; Oligohymenophorea; Hymenostomatida
Exons: 2
Source: RefSeq, a predicted model, not a curated record